AUGUCGGACCCAUUUUUCACGCGUCCGGAACAUAGAAAGAGAAAAGCAAAGAAUGCAGCACAGAAAAAACCCGUUGCGAGUAAAAGAAAGCCACAAAAUGAAUCAAAAGAUGAGGAUUUAGCAUCUAUAUCUUCAGACUCAGAUAUGGAAAGAGAACAACACGAUCCAGAUGAAGAAAAUGAAGAUGCUCAUGAAAACGCAGCUGAAAAGCGAUUGCGAAUUGCCAAAGACUAUUUGGACCAGAUAAAAAACGAAAUUGGUGAAGACGUUGGCUUCAAUGCAGAAGAAGUAGAUCGCGAGCUGCUUUCUGAGCGCUUACAAGAAGAUGUUUUAGAAAAACAAGGAAAAAUGUAUUUAGAUUAUGCAAGUCGUAUUGAGCCUUCGGUUCAACCCACUUGCACACAACUGCGUGGCCGACACUCCAAGCCACUUGUUGGACUAAUUAUGAACGAGGAAUUUGUGUACAGCGCCGAUAAAUCAGGAUUGGUUCAAAAAUGGAAAAUUCUAAAUGAAGAUACUGAAGGUGGCGGCAAAACCGCGUCUGAGUUGAAGUUGAAGCCUGUUCGAUUUUCUAUUCCCCAAGGUGGAGAGCGCGAUCAUGUGGCAGAAAUUACAUGUCUGGCAAUUAGCAACGAUGGUCGAUGGGUGGUGACAGGGGGUCUUGACCAUCGGGUUGUUGUACGAGACUCUGAAACAUUAACUGCUCGGCAUUGCUGGAAGCAUCAUCGAGAUGCGAUAUUGGCUUUGGCAUUUCGAAAGGGAACAAACGAAAUGUUUAGUGCAGCUGCCGAUCGUUCCAUCAAAGUAUGGUCUUUGGACUCUAUGAGUUAUGUCGAAACCUUGUUUGGUCAUCAAGAUAUCGUAAACGACGUCGAUGCUUUCUCGCAAGAACGUUGUAUUACAGUUGGUGGUCGGGACCGUAGUAGUAGAUUGUGGAAGAUCGUUGAGGAAUCACAACUUGUGUUUCGGAGCGGAGGUAACUCAAUUAAAAUGACGGGUGGAUAUAUGGAAGGCAGUGUGGACUGUGUCACUAUAGUAGAUGAAAAUCAUUUCAUUACGGGUAGUGAUAACGGGGUUCUCGCCCUAUGGUCUUUACAAAGAAAAAAACCAGUUUACACUUAUCCUUUGGCACAUGGAUUAGAUACCCCGUUAGCCCCUGAACGGCACUCUGCAGAAAAAACACCAUUAGAAAGCACUCCACCUCCACAGCCUCGUUGGAUCACUUCCUUGAGAGCUUUACCGUAUGCGAAUUUAUUUGUGUCUGGCUCAUGGGACGGAACGAUUCGUUUAUGGAGAAUUGCUGAUGGACUUCGUUCGUUUGAACCCGUUGAGUUGGAAAAGCCUUUGGCAACAAAGAGCAUUAUUAAUUCCUUAUCACUUUCGAUUCAAGGAAGAAAGGGACAUGAACAGUUGUUAGUAUUGGCUGCAUGUGGCCGGGAAUUUCGCUAUGGACGCUGGAAAAAUAUUCGAAAUGUGGCUAACCGUGGAUUUAUUUUCCAAAUUCCGAUACAAGCGGCACCAGCUUUGCAGAUGUCCAACGGGACCGAAUGA
Messenger RNA from Schizosaccharomyces osmophilus, 1551 nucleotides. RefSeq names its product U3 snoRNP-associated protein Rrp9 (gene rrp9). The record is from RefSeq and is a predicted model, not a curated record. Lineage: Eukaryota; Fungi; Ascomycota; Schizosaccharomycetes; Schizosaccharomycetales; Schizosaccharomycetaceae. Gene Ontology annotation, molecular function: snoRNA binding; protein binding. The transcript has a single exon. Bases 1 to 1551 code for a protein of 516 amino acids. Gene Ontology annotation, cellular component: small-subunit processome.